This is a messenger RNA of Amphimedon queenslandica, 453 nucleotides long. RefSeq names its product THAP domain-containing protein 11-like. Gene Ontology annotation, molecular function: sequence-specific DNA binding. Lineage: Eukaryota; Metazoa; Porifera; Demospongiae; Haplosclerida; Niphatidae. The record is from RefSeq and is a predicted model, not a curated record. The transcript has a single exon. The coding region runs from base 1 to 453 and encodes 150 amino acids.
AUGCCAACACGUUGCUGCGUGGUAGGAUGCCACAAUCGACAUUCUACUUGUUCAAGUUAUCAUUUUUAUCACUUUCCAAGAGAUCUUGCCCGUAGAAGAAGUUGGCUUUCUUUUGUAGGUCGCAGAAAUUACGAUUGUACUCCCUGGGAGCCAGGAAAUGGAGAUUGUGUAUGUUCACAGCACUUCAUUUCUGGGUCCAAGUCUAAUAUACCAAACAAUCCAGACUAUGUACCAUCUGUUCCUGCCUCAGUUCAGUUGGUUGAUCCUGGCACUUGUGCAAAGCCUUCUCAUUCUGUAGCUAGGUUUGAAAGAGCUCAGCAAAGAUCAAGAGCAGUACUAUUGGAGCAAGUGAGACUGGAAAGGAUGGAACAGGAAUUGCAGAGUUUGUGCUGCAGAGACAUGAUCAUGGGACACUUGCAAGGCAUGAUGCUGAUUGUUUCAAUGAAUUGGUGA